This is a messenger RNA of Cryptomeria japonica (Japanese cedar), 826 nucleotides long. RefSeq lists its product as uncharacterized. The record is from RefSeq and is a predicted model, not a curated record. Lineage: Eukaryota; Viridiplantae; Streptophyta; Pinopsida; Cupressales; Cupressaceae. The transcript has 2 exons. Bases 114 to 488 code for a protein of 124 amino acids.
CAAAGGCUUGAAGAUUUUAUAUUUUGGAUUUCCUUGGGCAGUGUGGGUGGGAUUAAUUCCUGGUCGGUGAGCUUUUUUUUUUUGGUGAGUUUUCUAAACAAGUGGAUGCUUCUAUGAAGCUUAAGAAGGUAGAAAGGGAGGUGGCAAAGGAGCAUGGUAGGUCUAGGAAGGAGAAGUGUAAAUGGAAAGACAAACAAUAUAGUGAUGACAUGGUAGAAAACUUAUCUACAUUCCUGGAGAGGGAUAUUGGGAACCAAGACUUGAGGUGGGUCGUGGAAAUUCAGGAAUUGGUUAAGAACGUGGAUGGCUCCCUUGCUGUUUGGAUAAGGGCUACGAUGGCGGGUUCAGCAAGAAUGUGUCGCCUACAUCAGAAGGAGAUGAAAUUGGCAAAUGGGUUGAAGGUGAAUCUAUCUCCUAAGGCUACCUUCAACGAACCUGUGUGCUGUUGUGAUGAGAAUACUAGGGAGGUGCAUGUAGUUGAUUCCUAACUACGUGGUGAUGAUGGUUGCAAAAAAUUAAGUGCCCUAAGGAGUAGCUGGGGGAACUGUAUAUUCACCCUCUUUCCACUAUGAUACUUUACGUGGUGACGAUGGUUGCAAAAAAUUAAGUGCCCUAAGGAGUUGCUGGGGGAACUGUCUAUUCACCCUCUUUUCACUAUGAUACUUAGCUUUUUAAUGUCAAUCGUUCUUCUUGCCUAUGGUUGAAAAUCAGUUAUUUGGCAUUUCAUGGCCAAUCUAUCUUUCAAACAAUGGUUCACAAGUAAUGGGGCGGUGGCAGCAUUACGGUAUAUGUUAUGUUUUUGUUUUUGUUUUUUUCGGUUUUUCUG